GGCGGGAUGGACAAAAAUCAUAACGCCAAGUGGAACUUGAGAGAAGUAAGACAGAAACAGCCCGGGCAGGGAGCCAGGAGAGCGGCGCGUCAGUCCCUCCAAUAUCACCUCUCUGUUCUACAACAUUUCAUUGAAAGAAAGAAGAGUCCGAAGAGACACUGCGACGCUUUGCUCUGGAGACAAAAUGUUAUCGACAGCGCGCGAGGCUUUCACCGAGAGAGCGUAAUGUUGUGGACUGUACAGUGAGUUAGCUCGCGAUCUAGCCGAGCGAUGCUAGCGAGGCGCUGCCGCGUCUUCGGAAGGAACCAGCACAUGACCCACGGCGAUUUCUAUGGAUACACAUCUUUUGACGUGGGAUUCUGAGAGAGCUGCCAAACACAGGUUCGUCUUUGAAGCGGUUCAAGCCUCCCGCCGACUGUCAUGGACAACGUGAGAUCGCGCAGUUUUAGCAAUGACGAGGAUGAGGAGCUGCUCUCCACAGACCCCGAGAGCAAAGAGAAGAGCAAAGAUAAAAAGACCCUGUGCAAAGUGAAGUGGUCCAGAGACGAGGAUGAAAAGCUGAAGAAGCUUGUCGAGCAGCAUGGAACUGACUCCUGGAAACUAAUAGCCAACUUUUUUCCAGGGAGGACAGAUGGCCAGUGUCAGCACCGCUGGCAGAAGGUGCUCAACCCGGAGCUGGUGAAAGGGCCCUGGACAAAAGAGGAGGAUCAGAAGGUUAUCGACUUGGUACACAAGUAUGGCCCCAAACGUUGGUCAGUGAUCGCGAAGCACUUACAGGGCCGGAUUGGAAAGCAGUGCCGUGAGCGGUGGCACAACCACCUUAACCCCGAGGUGAAGAAGUCCUCGUGGACUCAGGAGGAGGAUCGAAUCAUCUAUGAUGCCCACAAACGCCUCGGCAACCGCUGGGCGGAGAUCUCCAAGCUCCUUCCUGGACGGACGGACAAUUCCAUCAAGAACCACUGGAACUCCACCAUGAGGAGGAAGGUGGAGCACGAGGGCUACCUGCAAGAUGACUGCAAGACUCUGACUUCCUCUCACGCCGGGGGCAAGAGGCGCCACCACAGGCUGUGUCCCCCGACUCCAGCAGAGCCUCAAAACUGUGAUCACAGUCCCCUGUCGAUACCAGGACCCUGCCAGAUGGGGGGAUAUCCAUACGAUCCUCACAGUGGACACAUGAUGGAAAGUCUUCCUGAAAAUCCAGGCUUCCUGCCGCCACCCUGCCUGGAUGAUCCCGACAGAGAGCAAAGAAUUAAGGAGCUUGAGCUGCUGCUUAUGUCAGCAGAGAGUGAAGUCCAGCGACAAGUGCAGUGCAGAGGUCCACGUAGCUUGGAGCCGUUCUCUGUCUGGUCAGACAGUGUGUCAGAUGACAUGUUGACCACAAGUAGCAGCAGCCUGGAGGAGCAGGCAGAGAGAAAGCCCUGGAGGGGCCCAGAGGUUGGCCAGGGUCCUCCAGCACAGCUUCCCAUCUCUCCCAGUAAGUUCCUGGCAGUGGAGGCCAGCACUGUGCUCUCCACCCUGCAGAGCAUACCGGAGUUUGCAGAAACCAUGGAGCUCAUUGACUCUAUGUGUUUCGCUCUGCAGGACCCUGUUACAUGGAGCGACGUGGCCAGUUUUGACCUGUCAGAGGCAGAGACACCGCCCAGGCACAAUUUGGCAGGCUUCACCACUCUCCUGCAAGAGAGGACGAUGGAUACUUCAGGGGGCUACGCGUUCAACACUUCGACCACCAUUUCAAGCCGAGACAAGAACUGCGCUCCCUUUGGUCAGGGCAGUGUCACCUCUCUGACUCCCAUCAACUCAUCCAAACCCUCCCAGGCAUCUGCUGGGAGGAGGAGGAGGAGAGAGAGGGGAGAAGCGUCUCCCCUGUGCGACAGGACCUGUUCCUCGUUCUUAGAGAAUAACUCAAAUUCUCCAAAAAAGACACCCACAAAGUCACUGCCGUUUACACCGUCACGAUUCUGCAACAUAUCGGGGGUGGAGCAUCUGAGUCUGGACAACCCUGCCCUCACCUCAACUCCUGUGUGCGGCCAAAGGUGUCUCCUCAACACGCCGCUCCACAAAGAAACCACACCCAAGCACCAGAAAGAGAACGAUGGUUCGCGGACGCCCAAGUUCCGUAAAACUGUAAUGAUUCCAACCCCAAGGACACCGACUCCUUUCAAAAAUGCUUUGGCUGCCCAGGAGAAAAUGCACGGGCCCCUGAAGAUGGAGCCACAGCCUUUGGCAUUUCUAGAAGAGGACAUUCGAGAAGUUCUGAAGCAGGAGACCGGAGGGGACAUCUUCAUCAGAGCAGAUGUGCAGCCCGACUACAGAGCAUGGAAACAUAAUAUGGAUGGCCCCGCUAGAAAAGUGCGCAAGUCCCUUGUGUUAGACCCUUGGGCUAAAGACUGCCUCAACGUCCAACUCUUCCAAGAGCAGAACAACAACAACAACAUCACAGAAAAGCCGGAAGAAAGUCUCCUAACAAGUUCCUCGCUGAUCACCCCGAUCCCCGAGCAAGAGGAGUGCAGCCGCCCUUUGACUUCUGGGAGAGAGAAGCCCGCGUUAAUCCCUGUGCAUCCCCAUCGCGUAACUAGCCCGCGGGUCAAGAAGGUCCCCCCUUCCCACAAAGCACCAAAACCCGCCGCUGCACAGGUGAGUGAGUGGGAAGCAGUGGUUUAUGGGAAGACGGAGGACCAGCUGAUUAUGACAGAGCAGGCCCGUCAGUACCUGAACCCUUACCCGUCGUCUGGCUGUACCUCAAGGGCCCUUGUGCUUUAAAGCCGCUCGCUGCGAAGGCGACACUACUACGCCCCGUCCGACAACUAAAAACCUCCACUGAAACCCUGUAAGAGACAAUCCAGUGAAGACAAAUUAAUAUUAUUUUUUAUUUUGAUGCAGGUAUGCAAUGCCAAGGACGUCCACAAACAGGCAUGGCUGCUGGUAUCAUUCUCACUGCCCAAGUAGUUUGUUGUUUUGCAGGUUUGGCCUGUACUUCCUUUUGAACACACACAGCCUAGCUACAGGAGUUUUGUACAGAUGAGAAAAAGGCUAGAAUUUUUUUUUGCACUAGUUAGCAGCGUUGAAACAACCUGCAUAUAUAGUAGGCUGUAGACAUAGUGUUUAUUACUAGCAGUGGCUGCUUCUGAGUUUUAUAUUGCUAAUAUAUUGUUCAAAUAACAAGAGACUUUUUAUGACGUAUUGCUAUUUGUGUAUCGACGUGUUUUGCUAAACUGCCCCGUUGCCGUUCUCAGAUACAAACCACGCACAUGCAACAUCUGUAGCUUUUUAUUGACACCCAUGUAUCUUUAAAAUCACACCAUGGGUUCUGAACCGACUCAUAGACGCAUACAGUACAUAUUUAUAAUGUUAAGCUUUUUUUUUUAAUCAGAGACCCAAUAAUGAAGGUAGAAAAAAAAAUUUGUGACAGCAAUGUUAUUGGUGAAUGCUUAUGUGAAGUUUUUGAAGAUGGAAAUUGGAAGCUGUCAGUAUUGCACUACUGAGUCGUAUUUGCUGCUGAGGAGCAAUGUUUUUAAGGGCAAACUGGAUAGCACUUGUGAUGGUAUCAUUUUUUUUUAAAUUUAUAUAAUAACAUUUCCUUUCCAAGGCCAUAGAGUCUCUCGAGACACGGGUUGAAUGUAUUUCAUUGCAAUGUGCAUGCGUAAGAACCUCAAGAAUGGAAGGGUACCUUUAUGUUUAUUUCUGUUUGUUUUAUUUAUUAUCUGACAGCUCUAAAGCCUAGAUAUUAAUAUCUAAUCAGAUACCAUGACAUUUAAAAAAAAAAGGAGUUUAACUUUGCUGACAAAACGGCCUAAAAAAACCUUUACAGUUCUGUCAUACAAAAUGAACGGUCGCCAUCGCUGUGGUCGGUGUUCAUGUCAUCAGUGUUCUGCAACAGGCAUUCGGUCAAGAAGGAUUUAUUUUCUAUGUGAAGGCUGUAGGUUUUAUUUAUUUAAUGUUUACUAAUUUAUUUAUUUCUUUAAAAAGAAAAAUCUUUAAGAGAAAUUAUUGAAGAAUUUUAUUGCCUUUUUUUUUCAAAAUCAGGAUCAGGCUAACAUUCAGUUUCAUCACACCAAGUUAGAAGAGCGUGCACUGCCACUAAUUUAAUGUUUCAUUUCGGGCAAGAUCGGGCAAAUUAAUCAUCGUGUAGUCGAAUCUGUGAUCUUGUAACAUGUAGAUAGACACAACAUUUUUUUCUUCCCUUGAUACAAAUGUGCUCUUUGCUGUUAGGUAGCAGGACUCCACCUCUGACCUCUAAUCAUAGACAAAUUGCACUUUUUUUUUUAAAUGCUUGUUUGUUCAUUCUGAUGAUGUAGCUCUUGUCCUCUUUUAUUUGUGCGCGUGUGUUCGAGUGUGAGUUAGAUGGAUUUCAUUUUGUAACGGAUGCUGACAUUAAGAUCAUGCUGCUUAAUUUUAACAUGUUCUUUUCUCCUGUUCUGCUGCAGAAAAGUGUUUAAAAUGCACUACACGUAAACCGUCCAAUUUUUCUAGACGAGAUGAUUGGGCAAAAAGAAACAAACCUUGCAUCCUGCUGAAAUGCCGCUGAGCGAGAUCCUAAAUCCCUGCCUGCUCACUAAUUAUGAAAGAAUGUAAAUACACACGAUUCUGAGGAAAUGUACUACCACACUGUGCUUCAAUGAUAACAGGCAGGUUCAUUUUCAUAUUUAACCUUUUUCUUACGAAGCAAACUUUCUAUUAUCUGGUUAAGUGACACGAUAGCUAUAAAUGGCCUUUGUGUCGUCGGCAUCGAUUGAAACCAGCCUUAGUUGUAAUCUGGAUUAUCCUGCGUUUGGGUGAGAAUAAGAAGGGAAUCUUGUAGGGGGGAUCAAGUGGAAAGAUUACGGAGUAUUGAGUACACAACUGUUUUUAAUCUGGGAUCUGAGAUGAGUCUAAUCUGUACAUAUUUGUGUUAUUCGUUCUUGUGUUUGUACAUUCCGUUUGUUGAGUCCAAGUUAAUAUGUUUGUGUGUUAACAGCAUAGGUUUUGAGGGAAUUGAGUACAUCGACAGGAUGGUAGCACCUGUCAAAUACUACUGUAGUUAUGCAUGAGCAAUACAAAAGACGCUGGACUUUGAGAAUCGCAGAUUGUAACACUCCCAACUGUUUUGAAGCAUUUUCAUAACCAAGGCACCGCAGGCACCAGGCCAAAUUUCUUUGUAACCGUGUACUUAAUGUGGAAAAAUAAAAUGCAUUUGUGGCAUGA
Molecule: messenger RNA, 5181 nt
Organism: Scophthalmus maximus (turbot)
Lineage: Eukaryota; Metazoa; Chordata; Actinopteri; Pleuronectiformes; Scophthalmidae
Gene: mybl1
Product: v-myb avian myeloblastosis viral oncogene homolog-like 1
Exons: 16
Coding region: 421-2760 (779 amino acids)
Biological process (GO): regulation of DNA-templated transcription
Cellular component (GO): nucleus
Molecular function (GO): RNA polymerase II cis-regulatory region sequence-specific DNA binding; DNA-binding transcription factor activity, RNA polymerase II-specific
Source: RefSeq, a predicted model, not a curated record